AUGUCUUUCUCUGCUCACCAUACACCAAAGUCUUCUCAAGGGAGUGAAGGGGACAUUUUCUUUGAAGCAACUCCAGAAGUUAGCACCAUAAAUGGUAAUAUGAAUCAAAAAAACCAGUCUGAAGACUCUAAUGUAGACCAAUUUAAUGUAAACAAAAAUGAAUUUAGACAGAGGGAUAGAGUACAUGAUCAUUCAAAGUCUAUCGAUUCUGUAAUUUCUCCAAUGCAAUCAGUUUAUAUGACACCCCAAGACUCUACUUGUAAUUUAUUGAUAAACGCAAUAAAACAGGCUGCAAUGACUAAUCAUAUAGACCCGAGAUUACGGCCAGAUGAUACAACUACUUCACCUACUACAACCCCAUUUUUUACGACUCCUUCAACGCCCUUCGGUCCUGGUAGACAAACCAUGGAUUUUAGCAAUGUUAAUGAAUUUAAUUUUACAUCAAAUACUUCAAAAUCUAUAAUGAAUAGGCAAGUUAGUGCUGCGGCUGUAUCAGCUAAAAUAAGAGAAUUCGAAUCGUUAAUAAAAAAAACUACUUCACAAACAAAUUUAAAACCAAUAAUGGAAACUUCUGAAUCUCCAAAAUAUAGUCCUACUCCAAAAUCUUCUGGAUCUCCAAGAUAUCAUCAUACUGUUGAACCUUCUUCAGGUACAAAUACUUAUGUAGCAGACUCUUAUGAUCAUAUAGAAAUUGAAAAAGAUACUAUAACAUCAUCGGGAACACCAUCAGGUGGUUCACCGAUAGAACAAAUAAAUGUGAAUAAUCAUUUUCCAGGAAAAUCUGCUGAUGAUAGAUGGUUCACAUCAUCAGAAAUUACUGAAGAUGAUCGUAUAAAUAAAGACAAUCAUAUAAGUUUAACUUUGAAUACAAAUUCUUAUAAUAAAAGAGAUUUAUCAAGAGAUGUAAUCAUGGAAGAAACAACAGAUAAUGGAAGGGAAAUAAAUAGAGAAGAAAAUUAUAGAAGAAUAUCAAAAGUAUCUUAUGUAACAAGAGGUGAUACAACUUCUAAAAGUGAUAGCACUACUGAAGUCGGUGGAAUAGAUUCACCGAUUUCUUCAAAAAGAGUUUCUGAAAAAGAUGUCUUUUCCCCUAUUUCAUCAAAAACAUCUUCAAAAAGAAUAUCUAAAGAAUCAACCGUACUAUAUCUUAAUAUCCGUGAUAAAUUUCUAUUAUUAACCGGGUUAUCGUUGGCAUUCUUUUUAGUAAUCUUUGACAUAACUAUGGUAGCAAAUCAAAUUCCUAAAAUCAUUACCGAUUUUAAGGCAGGUGAAUAUAUACCGUGGAUAAUUACUUCUUAUAACAUAGCAAGUGUGAUAUUACAACCUAUAUGCGAUAAAUAUUCAAAUAUUUUUGGAAGAAAAUUAUUAUCACUCGUUGCAAUAUUCAUUUUUGGUUCUGGUUCGGUAUUAAGUGGAGCCGCACAAAAUAUUCAAUGGUUAAUCUGUGCAAGAGCUCUAGUGGGAUUAGGAAGUGGAAUUAUCAUACCAAUGACAUUUACCAUUAUAUCGGAUGUCGUUCCUGCUCUUCAACGUAAUCCUUUCAAUAAUUCUAUCAACUUUGCUUUCGCUUUUGGAUUGAUUUUAGGCCCAGUUAUUGGUGGUCUAUUCGCUGACUAUUUAUCUUGGAGGUGGUCAUUUUAUGUAAAUGGUGCAUUGUCAAUUAUUCCCAUAAUAUCAAUAUGGUUUGUUACAAUACUUUAUGCUCCAAUGGAUCCAGUAUUCGCCAAGUUAAAAUUUGUAGAUUGGCUAGGAUUUAUCCUGCUGGCGUCGGGAUUUUUAUUUCUUCUUUUACCGAUAAAUUAUGGAGGUGUCCAAUUAGAUUGGUUGAGCCCUCCUAUUUUCAUAAUGCUUGCGAUAGGGUUUAUUUUACUGAUAGUCUUUAUCAUCGUCGAGGUAAAACAUGCUGAAGAGCCACUUUUACCUAAACACUUAUUUAUUAAUUCUUGUCAUCGAGCCGUAUUUGGUGCUUUCUUUUCCUUGGGGUGGAUUCAAGCCGUUAUCAUCUACUACUCUCCUGUAUACUUUCAGUACGUACAGGGUUUGACUCCAACAUCAUCCGCUAUAGCUCUUUUACCAUUAGUGGCUAGCAUUGUAGUAUUUUUAGGAUUAAGUGAUUCACUCGUAAAUUUUGCUGGCUAUUAUCGGUGGAUUAUAUUCUGUGGCUCAUUGGUUACAAUAGCGGGAAGUGCUUUGUUAUCAACUUUUAAUUUGUAUACGGGAGAUGUAUUUAGAAUUAUAUCUCUUGUAGUAAUUGGAAUCGGAAUUGGAUCACUUUCAAGGAUCUUAUUUAGACCUGCACAAAUGGCUGUGAAAGAUCGUGAAAAAAAUGCCGUAAACGAAUUAUGUAAUUUUUUCAGAGCAAGUGGAUGGGUCUUUGGUGUAUCAAUUUCUGGAGCUAUCUUUAAUAACAAAAUAAUAUAUGAUUUUUCCAAUAUUCCAAAUUUUCCGAUAAAAUCAUCAUUAAAUGAUGCCCUUUUACUGACAAACAUAGGAAAACUUUCAUCCAAUGAUCAAAAUCUUAUAUUAUCUUCAAUCAGUGAUGCAAUCACUAUUAAUUUCAGAAUUUGUAUUUUCAUGGCUGUUAUUGGAUUAGUAUUUUCCUUAUUUAUAAAACAUUAUAAAAUGAGAGGUGUUAAACAAAAUGAGCAAGAUGAAUCAGGUGCUAAUAAUGUUGAAAUACUAAAUGAAAAGGUAUGA
Messenger RNA from Dentiscutata heterogama, 2697 nucleotides. Lineage: Eukaryota; Fungi; Glomeromycota; Glomeromycetes; Diversisporales; Gigasporaceae. The record is from the annotation of a GenBank genome assembly.